AUGACCAUAGAAAUUGCGAAACCUGCCGGCGAGCAUUCUCUACCUUCCUCGGCGACCCCCGAGGACUAUUACCGUCGAUUGAAGCAGCUGGAGCGGGAAUACGAACUUAUCUCUCUUCAGGAAGAGUACAUCAAAGACGAGCAGCGCCACCUGAAGCGCGAGCUGGUGCGAGCCCAGGAGGAGGUCAAGCGGAUCCAGUCGGUGCCACUGGUGAUUGGACAGUUUCUGGAGCCCAUUGAUCAACAAACAGGUAUUGUGGCGUCCACCACCGGCUCCAACUAUGUCGUGAGAAUCCUGUCCACACUCGAUCGGGAGCUGCUCAAGCCCUCGUCAUCGGUGGCGUUGCAUCGACACUCCAACGCGCUGGUCGACAUUCUGCCUCCGGAGGCUGAUUCGUCUAUCGCCAUGCUGCGGCCUGAUGAGAAGCCCGAUGUCUCCUACGCCGACGUGGGAGGCCUUGACAUCCAGAAGCAGGAGAUCCGGGAGGCUGUGGAGCUGCCUCUAACACAAUUUGAGCUCUACAAACAGAUUGGUAUUGAUCCUCCUCGAGGUGUUCUGCUUUUUGGCCCUCCUGGAACCGGCAAGACCAUGCUGGUCAAGGCGGUGGCAAACAACACCACGGCAUCGUUCAUUCGAGUGGUGGGCUCCGAGUUUGUGCAAAAGUAUCUGGGAGAGGGUCCUCGAAUGGUCAGAGACAUUUUCCGACUGGCCCGAGAAAACUCGCCAUCCAUCAUUUUCAUCGACGAGAUCGACGCCAUCGCCACGAAGCGUUUCGAUGCACAGACCGGUGCCGACAGAGAGGUCCAGCGUAUCCUGCUGGAGCUGCUCAACCAGAUGGACGGUUUCGACCAGACCUCCAACGUCAAGGUGAUCAUGGCCACCAACCGAGCAGACACACUGGAUCCUGCUCUGCUGCGUCCCGGUCGACUGGACCGAAAGAUCGAGUUCCCCAACCUGCGAGACCGCCGAGAACGACGUCUGAUUUUCUCCACCAUCGCCUCCAAGAUGUCUCUGGCUCCCGAGUGUGACCUGGACGCUCUCAUCAUUCGAAACGACCCUCUUUCUGGUGCCAUCAUCGCGGCCAUCAUGCAGGAGGCCGGUCUGCGGGCCGUUCGAAAGAAUCGAUACGUCAUCAUCCAGAGCGAUCUGGAGGAGGCCUACUCUGCCCAGGUCAAGGUGGGAAGCGACAAGGACAAGUUUGAGUUCUACAAGUAA
This is a messenger RNA of Yarrowia lipolytica CLIB122, 1215 nucleotides long. RefSeq lists its product as uncharacterized. NCBI's taxonomy places the organism in Eukaryota, Fungi, Ascomycota, Dipodascomycetes, Dipodascales. Gene Ontology annotation, biological process: proteasome-mediated ubiquitin-dependent protein catabolic process. Gene Ontology annotation, cellular component: proteasome regulatory particle, base subcomplex. The record is from RefSeq and is a predicted model, not a curated record. Gene Ontology annotation, molecular function: ATP binding; proteasome-activating activity; ATP hydrolysis activity.